This is a messenger RNA of Camellia sinensis, 2598 nucleotides long. NCBI's taxonomy places the organism in Eukaryota, Viridiplantae, Streptophyta, Magnoliopsida, Ericales, Theaceae. The record is from RefSeq and is a predicted model, not a curated record.
AUUUAGGAAGCAUGGACAAGACCCUUGAAUAUCUUCGACGUGACGAGAGGGAUGUACUGGAUAAAUCUGGUCCGAAAAUAAUUCGGCACAAACCUAUCACUGCUUUAUUGUCACCCACUGAGUUGGACCCCUACAUCCCUUUACAUACGGCUUCCGAAGACUUGGUUUAUACAGGAAUUCGAAACUGCUGUGAGAUUCUCGAGAAAGGGCACUCAAAAUCAAUUGGUUCAUUCCCUGUCUCAAUCCUUCGUCCAUUUUCUGAGGACCUUGACUGCUCUGAAUUUAAUACUCUUCUCAAGAGAAUGAAGCAUGAAAAACUGAAGUGGGAUAAUUCCUUUAAUGUCCGUGGCAUUUCUACCCAUUUGCAAUCCCCCAUAUGGAUUUUUUGGUUGAAUGACGUUCUUUCCACAUUUGCCCCUAUUUUGAAGAAAUGUGGGAUUUAUGCUGCAAUCUAUGUAUCCCAAUUUGCAUAUGCUAGGAAUGUCUCCUUGCUCAAAGGAUUCUUAGAGCGGUGGUCACCCGAUACUAACACUUUCCACACCAUUUAUGGCGAACUUGGGAUCUCUUUAUGGGACCUUCAUCGCAUUAGCGGGCUCCCCAUUCGUGGUGAGUUUUAUGAGGAGUUUACCCCAUCCAAUGACAUUUUAUAUUCAUCCCAGACAUCCAAGGCGUGCCGUGGGCUUUUCAACAUUUAUGCCAGCUCUGUUCAAUCCAAGAAGUUUAACCACUAGACUUUUAAAUUCAUUGACGAAUCCCCAACUUCGAUCAGUGGGUUUCAACGAAAGGAUAGAAUUCCUGAUGAUGUGUAUCUUUCCGGUUUUUUGGCGAGCUGGCUUAGCGGAUUUGUUUUCCCUCACUCUUCUGGGGAAAUUCGUCCGACGACCUUUCAUGUAGCCACCAAAAUGGCAGGUGGAACCUUAUUUAGCCUGGCCAUCCCCGUCCUUGCAUACCUCUAUCAUUCUCUUGGUAAAAUGGCAUCAUCAUCUUCACCUGGGAAGGAAAAUAUUCAAGGUCCUUUACAUUACUUUUUUGGAUGGAUUUCACUAUAUUUUGUCGAGACUUACUCUCAUGGGGAUCCUCAGUUGAUUUGUCCAAUUCCUGAUAUUCAUUUCAUGCCAUAUCUUGGGUUUAUUGGAAACCAAUCGGCAGCCCAAUUUUUUAAUGAUAAAUUUCCAUUUGUGGACUCUCUCCUAACUUAUCGUACGGAGUGUCAGUUUAGGGCUCUUACCCAUGAAAGUGAACCUUCAGGCAUUCUGGUCGACUCUGAAAGGAUAUCAUCUUUCCAUCUUUGCUAUCUUAUAUCUUUGAGGCAAGGGGUUUUAACUUUUAAAAUGGGAUUUAAUUUCAUUUCUGAACCGUACUCCCCUAACCGAUUCGGUCGUCAAUUUGGGUUUGCUCAAGCAUGCCCUACACCGCUUAAUGUAUCUUGUCGGCAACCCUUUGAGUGGGCUAAAUUUUAUUACAACUGGCGCCAUAUGCUACGCUGCGGUACAAAAGUCUCAUUGGAGUUACCAGGCUCCCGAUCUACUUCUCACGUAACCAUGCCUUAUGCCAAUUGGUGGUUGGGAACUUCCUUUACCGUGCUUCAAUAUGUUACUCAUUCCCAGUCGAAAUCUUCACGCAAGAGAAAACUAGAUAUGUCAAUUAAAGACCGAAAGACGAAAAAUCCUCCUUACUCUAGAGCUAGGUCAUCAUCUUCACCUAUAGCUCUGGAAGCAUCAUCACUUCAGAGAAUGGAUAAUAAUCGACCACUUAUUGCUCCUUCUCGAUCUAGUUACUCGGCUUCAGAUCUCCUUCAUCUUUUUGAGGAUAUGUGUAAUUCUCAAUUUAAAAAUGAGAUUUAGCUUUGAGCAAGCAGAUUCUGGUCCCCAAUUUUCUAGUCUCGCAAAGCUUUUUCCAGAGACUAUGUCUAUCAGUGAUUGUACAGGAACUUCCCAACCCACUGUAGCGACCAAAACCCCAAUGGAUCAAUUUUGCACAUACUUGUACUCUUUUCUUGAAGAUAAAGAUGAGAAUAUGAUUCAAGAACUCUUUGAGGGAGAUGGGUAUGAAUUAACUGCCUUGGGUCGUAUUCGCAUUAAGAGUGUUGAAAUUCCUUCUCCUACCAAAUCUUUUGAUUGUUCUCUCAAUGGAAGUAGCGAGAGUGAAGAUGAGUUUUAUGACUACACCCCUCUUUUAGAUGGCACACCGACUAAGAUGAGUAAAUCGCCUUCAGCAAAUGUAGCUUUUUCUUCUCCUUUGAACGAGUCAUCCAAGCUAUUAGAGAAAGGCACUGCGCCUCAAACUUCCCCAGCUGCCUCGCAUAUGCCAUUGGAUACCUUUAAGGAUCAUGCCACAUUGCAAAAUCCAUGGUCCACUUGUGGGAAUCAGAAUUUGUCUCAUCCACCUAAGUCUCUUCAAGCCGUACACCAAGAAAAUACUUCUGACACAUUGGAAGAGACAGACGAAAUUACUUCUGAUACCUCGGUAGAGGCCCAAAUUCUUGCAGACUUACUUGAAGCAAAUGGGGUUAACAAAUUAUUUGACAAACUUGAAGCACCCACCCUUUGCUUCAUCUGGCCUUCUUUUGGGAACUUCCUCUAACGAAGCAGCCACCCA